GCUAUUAGAGACAAUCCAAUCCAUCCGGAAUCCGUUUGUGCGAGUGCCACGGUGUCUGUUUCGUUUUUGCAGCCUUCAAAUCGUCGAAUUUUGGCCGUUUCAUCAACAAAUCUCGCAAAAUGUCAUCUCAAAACCAGCCGGACCCACUUUUCGACAUCAAGAACGCUUUUUAUAUCGGAAACUACCAGUAUUGCAUCACCGAAGCCCAGAAAGGAAAGAACACGAGCCCGGAGGUGAAGCUGGAGAAGGACAUUUUCCUGUACCGCGCAUACAUCGCUCAGCGCAAGUAUGGCGUGGUCCUGGACGAAAUACGGUCCAUGGCGGCAGAGGAACUGCGCUGUAUACGGCUGUUGGCCGACUACCUUUCAGGAGACCGAGCGCGCAAGGACCAAGUGGCGAGGGAGCUGGACCAGAGCAUGGCAAAGAGCAUGGACGUCAACAACGUGAUCCUUCCCCUCGUCGCAGCCACCAUAUACUAUCACGAGCAGAACUAUGAGGCUGCCUUGCGAGUUCUCCACCAGACGGAUUCUCUCGAGUGUGCCGCGCUCACUCUGCAGUGCCUCCUGAAAUUGGACAGACUGGAUUUGGCCAGGAAGGAGUUGAAGCGGAUGCAGGAGAAAGACGACGACGCUACGCUGACGCAGCUGGCACAGGCUUGGGUCAACUUGUACAUUGGUGGAGAGAAGCUUCAGGAGGCCUUCUACAUCUACCAAGAGCUGGCUGAAAAGAACACCAGCACGCCGCUGCUGCUGAAUGGUCAGGCGACCGCUUACAUUGCUCAGGGAAAAUACGAGGAAGCUGAAGCGCUCCUGCAGGAGGCCAUUGAGAAGGACAGCAAUCAUGUUGAGACAUUGAUAAACCUGGUGGUGCUUUCUCAGCACUUGGGAAAAUCGCCAGAGGUGACAAGCCGCCUGCUGAGCCAGCUGCGCGACACCAACAACAGCCACCCCUUUGUCCAGGAAUACCAUAACAAGGAACAGGAGUUUGAUCGGCUUUGCCGACAGUACGCUCCGUGAGAAGACAGGACCAAGUUUCCUCACACUAUGCUGCAUUCCUGAAUUAAAUCUAGAAACUUGCGAUGUCAA
Molecule: messenger RNA, 1085 nt
Organism: Ixodes scapularis (black-legged tick)
Lineage: Eukaryota; Metazoa; Arthropoda; Arachnida; Ixodida; Ixodidae
Gene: epsilonCOP
Product: coatomer subunit epsilon
Exons: 10
Coding region: 120-1016 (298 amino acids)
Biological process (GO): endoplasmic reticulum to Golgi vesicle-mediated transport; retrograde vesicle-mediated transport, Golgi to endoplasmic reticulum; intra-Golgi vesicle-mediated transport
Cellular component (GO): COPI vesicle coat
Molecular function (GO): structural molecule activity; protein binding
Source: RefSeq, a predicted model, not a curated record